Spathaspora passalidarum NRRL Y-27907 is the source of this 1275-nucleotide messenger RNA. RefSeq lists its product as uncharacterized. Gene Ontology annotation, cellular component: mitochondrial inner membrane. The record is from RefSeq and is a predicted model, not a curated record. The coding region runs from base 1 to 1275 and encodes 424 amino acids. NCBI's taxonomy places the organism in Eukaryota, Fungi, Ascomycota, Pichiomycetes, Serinales, Debaryomycetaceae. The transcript has a single exon. Gene Ontology annotation, biological process: inner mitochondrial membrane organization.
AUGAUAAAUAACAACUUGAAGAGAAGUCAUGUUGUUCUUCAACAAUUGAAUGUGGUACGGUCAAUUUCAAUUAAACAAUCUUCAACCAGUGGAGCAAUACCACCAAAUAAAACAACUACCGACCCUGGAAAUAUUCACGAGUCCAAAGAAUUAGUUGGACAUCACAGAAUCUUGGAAAAUGCCGAAUUUAAAACAUUGGGGACUCCCAAGACUGUCCUUUCUAUAAAUUCACCUCCUUCUGUCCCCGUCUUUGUCAGACGAGGGUCAUUAUUAUCUAUAUAUGGUCUUCUGGAAAUAUCGUCCAUUGAUUCAGUUAGAAGCACACUAGAGUUCCAAUUAUGGUGGAAAAGAUUAUUAUAUGGAGGUUAUGCAUCAACCUACCAAAAAUUAAUCUCAACUACUCCGUUUUCCAUUUUGGCUAGUUCUUCAUCGAGGAAUUUCAGCUUGUUUUCAUCAGCAAACAACAAAUCUUUUAUUAGUUUAAACUUGGAUGGUACUAAUGAUUGGGCUGUGUUGAACAAAAAUGCACUUCAAGUGUAUACGGGGAACUCCCUCCAUAUAGCAAUGUACCAAUUACCUAGAACCAUUCUGAGAGCUUUAGCUCAAUCUUUGAAGAUAUCAUCACGAACCCCAACUGGGUUAUUCUCAUGGAAACAAACAGGAUACACUUUACUCACAGGAAGAGGACAAGUUGGUCUUGUCGGAGGAGGAUCUAUUUAUAAUAUCAAUCUCGAAAAAGACGAAGAAGUAUUGAUUAACAAAAAUAAUUUAUUGGCCAUUACUGUCAAUGGUUCUCGUGAUUUGCAAAAUUGUAUCGUUAAAUAUUCAUUCCCAUUACAGCAAGAAAAACCAAUAACUAAAGAAAUUGACCCAUUCGUCAAUUUCAAACCAACUAACCGAUUCAGUGUUCAAUUAUACAAUGCCCAACAUACGAUUAAAAAAGUAUGGAAAACUAUAAGCGAAUAUGUAUUAUGGAGAAAGAGAGACACUUUUAAUUUCCUUGUGGGAAAUCAAGAAUUUAUCAGAGUUAUUGGUCCUAGAAAUAUAUUAUUGCAAUCAAACAUUGGCAGCACACCAGCAAUCAGAUCCAAUUUACCAUCUGGCGCAACCAGUGCAGCACCAACUCCAACUGAACAAAUAAUACCAACUAAAGAAAAGAGUCCAGAAGAUUAUUUAAGCUAUGUUACCAUUGAACCAGGCAAGGGAGCAGUUUUCAAAAGUACUCCUGACUUUUCCGAGACAGUAAAAGAGAUUGAAACUCGUAAUAAAAACUAG